Pseudopipra pipra is the source of this 12121-nucleotide messenger RNA. It is a transcript of the gene SREK1, whose product is annotated as splicing regulatory glutamic acid and lysine rich protein 1. Gene Ontology annotation, molecular function: RNA binding. Lineage: Eukaryota; Metazoa; Chordata; Aves; Passeriformes; Pipridae. The transcript is spliced from 12 exons. The coding region runs from base 4730 to 6421 and encodes 563 amino acids. Gene Ontology annotation, cellular component: nucleoplasm. The record is from RefSeq and is a predicted model, not a curated record.
CAACGCACCUCUUGCUUUUUCCUCCAAAGUAUGUUAUAUUAAGUUUCGCGAAGCAUCAAGUGUUGGUGUGGCCCAGCAUCUAACUAACACGGUUUUUAUUGACAGAGCUUUGAUAGUUGUGCCCUGCGCAGAAGAUGACUAGACUGGCCAAGGCAGACCUGUUACACUUGCCUGAGUUAGGCAUUGUUUGCCAUGCCACUAAACCUGCCGCCAAGUGAAACCUUCAUGGGGGAAAUGAGAUCGAAGUCUGGCCUGCUGAAGAUGGACGCCCUGUCUCUGUUUUUAUUUUAUUUUGAUUUCUUUCCUUUGUUUCUUUUAUUUUUAUUUUAUUUUGUCCCUUUUUUGUUUUGUUCUGUUAAAUCUCUUUCCCUUGUACUUGUGAACUGGUACUUCAGUUCUGUAAAAAUGAUGUUUGUAAAGGGUUCACAGUGUUUGAUCUUGAAGUUGACCUGAAGCUGCUUAUGAAUGGUGGAUGGUAUACAGAGAAUUUAGAAUAUGAUUCAUCUUCAAUGCUGUGAAUUAAGGAUAAAUUUGAUUUAGAAUACAUUUAAGCAUCUAAAUUCAACAGAUGAGCACAUCGUGUCAGAAGGCAGGAACAGUUUUGAGAUACAUUCUUUCAUAUGUUGUGUUUUAUGAGUUCUUCUUGGAAAAGGACAGUUGAGACUCAUGCUUCUGGAGAAACCAACUUUAGAAAGUAAAGUCGUGAUAUUUCUCUGCUAUUUUCCUCAGCAGAGUGUUUUAUUUUAGGUUGCACUGUCUAUUAAAAGAAGGCUGAUUAUUUAUGUCUAAUGUGAUGAGCUUAAAAUAAUUAUUUCUGAAACAACUUUUAUGAAUAUUGAAUGUCGUGAAAUAUUUGUUUACUUUUGAUGAAACCUUGCUGCAGUGAGGUCAGUGACAGGAAGAUUUCAUCCUUUUCUUGUAAUUUUCAGAAAAGACUGUUUACCACUCAUAAGUACAAAUGCAGCCUGGAAUUUUGGUUGGAAUGUGUUACGUGAGACACGUUGUCUUUAAACACUGUUAUUUGUGAGAAGACUGAAUCAGUUCUCUGUGUGUGUGCGCGUAUGUGUGUAUAUACUUGCAUUUUUGACAUGCUGCAGUGGUAAUUAUUUGAAGAAGAGGUUUAAAAAAAGAAAAGUCAGAAAAAAAAGUGUUUUCUCCAUCAUCUCGCAGUCUCAGAAGCCCUGGCAGUUCAUGCUGGAGUGAUUGAGAUGGUUCUCAUCCCUAAAUGAUAUUUUCACUUCCUGUGAAAUGGGAGCCCUGAAACAGAAGUGGUGAACAAGGUGCUGUGUCUAGUCUUCAGGCAUUGCUCUUCCCAACCAGCUGCAUUGGGAUCUGUUGGUUUCACUCUGAAAAGAGCUUUGCUUGAUGAUUUUUAUUGGAUUUGGCAGUUGAGGUAAUUGCCAGUAGCUGUCAUGUCUUUAUUUGCUGCUGCUAAAUCCACUAAGAUUCAUGAGUUGGAUCACAUGAAGUAUUUUAUUUGUAAGUGUACACGUUCCAUUGAUUUAAAAUAGAAGGAAAAUAAGUACUAUUAUGUUUAGAGUAGUUGUGAACAGUAUUUUUAAAAAACAAACUUAUUGCAGACGCAUUUUUGGGGGUGAGGAUUAACUGUGUAGUUUCACUACAAAGAGUAGGAAAUUAAUUUUUUCUGAGCACUUGAGGAAUAAAUACUGAUUAGUGAUUAGUACUUGUUUAAUGCAGGUACUUCUAUUCAGCCUUCAUCAAAAUGGGUUCUGGUAUGGACUAGGCUUACUACGGCUCUUAAGACUUUGAUGAUACAAAAAAGUAGCAAUCACAACUGUUUAUAGGCAGUGGUGAGCUAAUCUACAUUUGCUUCCAGAUUCCUUUGCAAAGUGAAGAAUCAAUAAAUAAUUGAUCAUAGAAAUUGUAAUUUACUAAGCAGUAGAGCUUCUAAGAAAUGGGGUGUAGAUGUGGCAUAUUUAUAUUGUCUGUUUCCCUCAUUAGAAAAUAAAUAUCUUCACCUCAUUUCCAUUCAGGUUUUAAAUACCAUGUUUUAAAAAUGAAAGUGUUAUUUUUAAACUAAAUUAUACUAAUCUGUUGUGUCAAACCCCACAUGUUUUAUUGUAUUUUUGUGAGCUUGUAUUCCUUUUAUAAAUAAAUUCACAGAGAUAAAAUUCCAAAAUACUCGUGAGGAUAUUUGGUCUUGCAUAUUAAUUUGUUUUUUAAAACCGUUUAAAAACCAGGGAAAUAGGUUUCUAAGACAUUGCAGAUUUUUAUUUCUGCACAACAGUGUUCCACAGAAUUUUGGCCUGGUCUUAAAAACUGGAAAAGAUAUAUGAAAAGACACUAUCUUUGAAUAUCCAGGCAAAUUUUUGGGUUGUGUCUGUAGAGAUAGACCCUUUCUCUUUCUUGAAAACAAAAUAAAUAAUCUUUUUUUGUGGUAUUGAACUGAUGGACUAGAUUUUGUAUUUUAAAACUUUACAUUGUUAAAGACCAAAGUAUUCUGGAAAUAAUGCUGCAAACUUUACAAUUUACAUAUGCAUGCUGUUCAUUCUUUGAGCUGCUAUAAUGGUGAAUGGAACUGAAAUGUUCAGUGGAUUCCUUUAAAAACACUUGAGCAAAUAAGUAGUUCCAAUUAUUUCAAUGCCAUGAUGCAUAUACUUGAAGUUUAGGCUUCUGUUUAAGUCUUGACUCAUUGUCCUUCUUAGUUAUGUGCCUAACCCAAUUCCUGUUUGAAAAGGCUAAGUGCCUAAGCGUAUUGUAAGUUUACCUGAUUAAGUGUGUGUUGAAUUGGCUGUAUGUAAGUGCAUGCUUGAAUUAGGCAUAUGCUUAUGUACAUUACUGACCAAGGAUCUCAAUUAGCAUGCAGACACACCACUUUAGGAGCCACGUCUGCCAUCGGAUUUACUUGUGCAAUAUCUCUUGAUCCGUAGAAAGCUGCACAAAUUGCAAGAUAUUCACUGUUCAGGAUAAAUUCUGGUUCACUAGUCGUUUGAAAGUACUUAAGUAUUUAGUUUGUCAGCAGAAUUGGUACAUAAUUCUGUGCCUAAUUUGCAUGCACAGCUGCUGGAACUAUAUAUUCAAAAGCCUUUUAGUUGGCAGCAUAUUAGGGAGGGUAUGCAGCAAAGCACAUGAUACUUUUGAGCAGUCAGGUACACCUCUCAUUGCAUGCCUGACUUCAAAAUGAGAUCUGUGAAGGGUGCCGAACAUUGUGAUGGUGGCUUAGAUUCAUGCAUGUUUUUUAAAAAAAGCCCUGGAAUUCAUUAUUGCACAGUUAAUUCUUAAGUGCUAACAAUUUUCCUAUUUUUCUCCUUUAGAUAGCAAAAUCGAGUGGUUUCUUACAUGUUAAGGAGGAAAGUGUCUCAAAAUUUAACAUAAAUAAAAUAAAUGUAAAUAGGAAGCAUGAAAUUAAAUGGGUACUGUUACUUUAUCUUUUCUGUUCUACCCAUGCUACAUACAAAUUCAAUUUCAUUUAGAUAUUUUUUGUCCUUUGGUCAUAUCCAACUGUUACCCAGUCUUUCCUGCAGAUCUGUAAAAUAGGUUUGCAAAAGUUUUUUAAUUUCAUUUUUUAAAGUAGUAGGUUUCCAUGGGGUCAGUUGGAACUCAUAUAGCUAAAACUGCAUGGUGUUUUGAAACAUACCUCAUGUUUUGCUUUUUGAUAAGAAUAUUUGUAUUUUAAUUUUGAAUUUAGAGGUCUUGUAAGUUAAAACAUACGUAGUUUGAAUCAAAGCCAUAAAAGCCACUGGCACAGCUUUUGUAUGUUCCUUGACCAUUUAAACAUUAGAACAAUGUUUAAAUAAGAGCAUUUACUUUAUUAUGGUUCAUGUGGUAAUACCAAAGGGCUUAGCUGGUUAGCAAAAUGUACAGUUAUGCCAGUAAUGUUGAACAGAUCAUAGAUACCUAGUAUAAUUAGAAAUUCUUUUGGUAGGUUUUUAUUUUAGUGUUUAAUGUUUGUACCAGUUUAAAUCCCUUUGCAUUUCAAAUUUAAAAUGUACAUUUAAUUGUAAUCCUAAUUGUUUGACUAUUAAAUCUUUUGAUUUUUGGAGAUUUUUGGGGUUCAUUUAAUAGUCUAAUUGUGACUAACACUGAAUGAAACCUGCAUUUAAUUCGGAUUAGUUAUUACUUAAACUUUUAGCAUGGCGGUAGGAUUAUAAUCAGGUUGAAAGAGCAGGGAAUACAUAUUCUGGGAAAACAGAGCUUGCUUAGCUGAUCAGUUAUGAUUUUCUUCAGUCUCAGUAAAUUUAAAGUAAAUUUAUCAAAGUUUCCCGUAAACUGAGGUGACCUACAGUGUGGGACAGUACAAAUCUAAUUUUUUUCUGCUCUUCCCUCCUCCACCUUCAGGUUCACUUGUAGUAUGUAUUGUGUGCAGUCACUGUAGUUCAGUAGUUUUUUUAUUUUAUGUUUUACUUGUUUUUACAUUCUAAGUAGGUAGCACCAGAGGAAUAAAGAAGAGCGCAAAUUUCAGUUAGCACAUACUUGUUUUUUUCUUUUUUUGUUUUUCUUUCUUUUACUGAUUUGGUUAUUUGCCAUUUCUGGGGAUUAAACUUUAAAAAAUGUUCUUCUUUUCUGUAUCUGAUGUUCUGUGUGCUAUUAGUGAUGCAGCCAACACGAACGGUUGUCAUGUGUAAAACAACUUUCGAUCACCGCGAAAACACCGCCCUGGGAAAGCGUCCAUGCUUGAUAUCGUUUGGUUCAUGAACGUUAAGUUUCCAGUACAGGUAAAAUCCCAGAUGAAGCCAAAGCCCUCUCUCUAUUGGCGCCUGCUCCUACUAUGACAAGUCUGAUGCCUGGUGCAGGGUUGCUUCCCAUACCCACACCAACCCCUUUGACUACACUUGGUGUUUCACUUGGCACUUUAGGGGCUAUACCAGCAGCAGCAUUGGACCCUAACAUUACAGCACUGGGAGAAAUACCACAACCACCAAUUAUGGGAAAUGUGGAUCCAUCCAAAAUUGAUGAAAUCAGGAGAACAGUCUAUGUUGGAAACUUAAAUUCCCAGACUACAACAGCAGAUCAGCUGCUUGAAUUCUUCAAGCAAGUUGGAGAAGUCAAAUUUGUGCGAAUGGCAGGUGAUGAGACUCAGCCAACACGAUUUGCUUUUGUGGAAUUUGCUGACCAAAAUUCUGUACCUCGAGCUCUUGCCUUUAAUGGAGUUAUGUUUGGAGACAGGCCACUGAAAAUAAAUCACUCCAAUAAUGCAAUAGUGAAGCCUCCUGAAAUGACACCACAGGCUGCUGCUAAGGAGCUGGAAGAAGUGAUGAAGAGAGUAAGGGAAGCCCAGUCUUUCAUAUCUGCUGCUAUUGAGCCAGAGUCUGGAAAGAGCAGUGAAAGAAAAGGCGGUCGAUCUCGUUCCCAUUCUCGUUCAGAAUCCAGGUCUAGCUCAAAAUCCCGAUCUAGAAGGAAAAGAUCACACUCAAAACACAGAAGUAGAUCAGGCAACAGAUCUCUCUCAAGACACAAGGACAGACGCAGAUCCAGAAGUCCCCUGAAAAAACGGUCUAGAUCUUCAGAAAGGCGGAAAUCAAGAAGUCGCUCUCGUUCUCGGGACAAGAAAAGAGACAAAGAAAAGAUCAAGGAAAAGGAAAAGGUCAAAGAAAAAGAGAGAGACCGAGACAAGGAGAAGGAUAGGGACCGAGAAAAAGACAGGGAAAGAGAGCGAGAUAAAGAGAGAAACAGAGAGAAGGACAAGGAGAGAGAUAAGGAGCGAAGCAAAGAUAGAGAGAGAGCCCGAGAGAAAGAUAGGGACAGGGAAAAGGAUAAAGACAAAGACAGACAGAGGGACAAGGAUAGGGAAAAGGAAAAAGAUAAAGAGAAGGAAAAAGACAAGGAAGAGGUAGACCAGAACAAAGAAAAAGAAGAUAUUGAGAAAGAAGGAGAGAAGGACAGAGAAAAGAUUAAGGACAAAGAAGGAGAUAAGGACAAAGAGAAGGACAGGGACAAAGAAAAGGAAAAAGAUGGGGAUAAGGAGAAAGAGCGAGAAAGAGAAAAGGAGAGAGAUGAUAAAAAGAAGAAAGAUAAGAGAUCCAGAACACCCCCAAGAAGCUAUAGCUCUUCAAGAAGAUCUCGUAGCUCCAGCAGAGAAAGGCGUAAAAGGAAGAGUAGAAGUCCUUCCAAGUCUCCUAAAACAUCGAAAACAGCAAAAAGAAAGUCUUCACGAACUCCUUCCCCCAGAAGAAACAAGAAAGAAAAAAAAAGAGAAAGAGAUACAAAUAAUGAAAGAAGAGAAAGAGAACGCUCCACCUCCAAGAAAAAAAGUAGUAAAGAAAAAGAGGGAAAGGAGAAAUCUGACAAAAGCACCACUACUUUGAAGGAGAAAGAUAACAAUAAAGAGGAUCAGAAUUCAGAAACUGACAAGGAAGUAGACAAUAGAGAUGCACAAAGAACAGAUGAAGUCAAACUACAACAGAAUGGGAACUGUCAACCAAAUGAAGAAAGCCUGUCAAUUAAAAUGGAAGAGGUUUAAAGCAAAGUGGACUUGUGAUUCAACUAAGGAAUGAAAUCCAAAGCAUCUUAUUUCCCAGAAUGAGGAAGAAAAUGUCAAAGCAAUCAACCUGACCGUAUUGAUAGUACUAGUAGUUCCUACAAUUCUUGUGAUAGCUUUGUUGUCUUCUUGCUGUAAAGCAAGAGAACACGGACCAGUCGUUAUACCAUGAAAAGGCAGAUGCCAUCAGAACUAUUCAUCUCUGAAAAUCCAUGCAUUUCCAUGAUGGCUGUACUUGUAAAAUUAUGUAUGUUACGUUUUGCUAUAAGCUGUUACAAAUAAGUAGAAACUGAAAGAUGUAAACCUGUACUUCCCCAAAAAAGCUGAAGGUAUGCAUUGAAGGUUGUUUAAAAUACUGCUUGUUGAUGACUUGUGUUGUUUUGCCCUGUGGGUUAAAAAAUCCCAAUGUGUAAUGUUUGAUGUGCUUGAAAAUGGUGCAUAAAUGUACACACCUUCUUUCCUUGUAAAUGACAACUGUAGGGAAAGGGGUUUUAAACAUAAACACAAUUUUACCUUAUGUUAAAUGCCCGAGAAUUAGUAUGUUUUUAAUUUGCUCACUGCUUGAGAUUCUUCGGGUUUAUUAUUUAAAAGAAUUUUUUACUAAUAUCCCUAAAAUUAAUAUUUCUUUUAAAGUAUUUGAACAAUGCAUGCUCUUUUUCUUUUCCUGUAAGGAACAUUACCAUGUUAUAGAUAUUUGGUUAGCUUACUGGGUUAUUUUAGGAUUGGUUUGUUUUGUUGUUUUCUUUGUCCUUACAGAAGUGAGCACAUCAGUAUGGUAUUAUCAGAACUUACAGCUUUGUUUUGAGAUGUACUGCAGUGUGUCUGUUAAGCUGCAAAUAGUACAGGUGCCAUUAAGGAAAUAAUUUUUUUUUCUUUGGUUAAAAAAAUAUGGGAGCACAAGCAGAAGCUUUAGUGCCUUCUUAAAAUGUGAUAUUUUCUAGAAAUGUAUAUGUGCUGUUACACAUUUUCAGCUAAACCUUAUAUGAUCUCUCUUGCUAUUUUGCCACCACCAUACUGUGGACAAGGGUGCAAGUGAUUUGUCAGAACGGUUGUUUGGUUCAUUUGUUAAAAUACUGAAGCUCCAUUUUACUUUUAUUUUUUACUCUUAAAGGAGAUUUAUAAAUGAGAGCAAAGAUGCAAUGUGGGGAUCACCACUGUACAAAAGUAGUAGCUCAACAUAAAACGUGUUCUGAUCACCUGCAUCAAGAAAGCCCUUAAGACAUUUAAUCUACAUUUGGAUGGCCUUAAUAGUUACCUCUUGAUCAUCUUCUCUGAUACCUGUAGGGUGAUGUAGAAGGAAUUGUUUGCAAAGCAGUGGGGGAUAAAUAAUUUGGGCAAGAAAGUUUAAUUUACACAGGGCUUACAUAGUAGAGGUUUUUUUCAUUUUUUGGGAAGAAAGCAUGUAAGAAGAGAAUGACGAAAUAUUUUUGUCAAGGUAAAACAUGGCUUGUGUUCUCUGAACUAAUUUAAUUGGUUACAUGAGAUUUCCGAAAAGUCAUACUUCUAAGACAUAAUUAUAGCUAAAGUGGAGUAGAUUAUUUUUACUACAACUUAAUGCAAUGGAAUUAAUUGCCUUACCUCAUGGGAAGUGUUAUUUCUUUCAGUUGAAAUAAAAAAAUAAUAGUGUAUUGGCUAUUUGCUUUCUAUUUGUUAUACUUUUCUUUUGCAUAGUUAAUUCUUUCAGUGGGGGGAGGAGACCAUGUUACAGGGAACAAAAAAUUUGCCCAAUUCCCAAGGUAAUCAAAUCAAUUUGAUUGUGAAGCUGCUUAAUCACUCUUCAUUUUUUAUAAGAUUUAGUGUUCUUACCACUACACAUUUAAGAGUACAGAAAAUGCUUUACCAUGUAAAGUAUAGACAGCCAUAAUUCUGAUAAAGAAUAACAAAUCUGUGUGCUUACAGGAAGACUGUGAAGGAUUGUGUCUUGCAACAACAGCUGUGUUGUUUAUGAUGUCUAAGUAGCAUAGAGCAAAGAGAUUGUUUCUAUACUUGUUAUCUUUGGUACCAUUUCACUAAUAAAAUUGAGUAUUUUAGAGGGAAAUUUCUGCUGAUACAUACUUAUUAAAGGAAUAUUUUUAGACCACGUGGUCUUACUCAGACAGCUUCUUUGAUUCAGAAUGUAGGUAUUAGUGAAAACAUACAUGUAUUUUUUUAUGGUAUCUUUGAAAAGCGAAGUUUCUCCUUUCGGAAGAAUUAGAAUUUUUGAAGUGUAUCAUGUUUUAGCUGAUAUUAGUUUGUUAUCUUUAGUUUUCUUAUUCUGAAAUUGGAUAGCCCUAUGAUAUAUCGGUUAUAGAAUAUGUAAAGGAUUGUGUACACUUAGCUGAGAAACAUGCCUUUGGAAAUUGAUAGUUAAAGGUGGCAGCCUUAACUUACUAGCUAACUUAGCACAUAUGUGAGGCUAUAUGCAGCACAUUGUUAUGUUGUAUGUGAAUUAUGGCUCCUUACAAAGUUUUUGUUUGUUUGUUUUUUAAAAAAGGAAAGAAACAAACAACCAAAGCAGCCAGCCACCAAACACACACAUUUCCUCCCCACCUCAAGUCAUAUUUUCUUCCGAAUACUUUGGUUUUUGAUUUUACUUUGUAAAUACUAUGUGCAUCUGUGAGGAAGUUAAGUUUUGCCUAUUUGUAUAGGAUGUUUUAUGGUUCCUCUCUUCCUAAAAAGCUACUACUAGAGAACUAUUACUCCAUAAAAUGUGUAUCUCAGCAGGGGGUAGUUAAUUUUUAAACUGGUAGUGUAGCACAGUAAUUAAGUUCCAGCUUGCUCCUACAGGAUUGCGCACAUUAUCCAUUGAAUGUGUCCAUCUUCCAUGGGAAGUCCAUUGCCUCAUUAUUAACAGGCUUGCAUGCUGGGCUGCCAUGUCGGAUCACCUGGGUUUCUGCUUUAUGAAUGGGAUUAAAUUGAGUGGAGGUUUUCAAAACAGUGUAGUUCACAAUAGCUGUGUUGCUUUACAUGUAAUUUCAUCUGAAUCAGCCUUUACUUGAAAUUUUAAUUGCUCAGAAAAGUGAUGAUGUGGUGCCAUAUGUAAAGCACAUAUGCAUAAGCUUCCAUUAGUGCCCACAGUUACUUCCCAACAGUGUUUCUAGAUAACAGACAUGGCUUUUGGAUGAAGAAGAUAGCAGAAGAAAACUGCUGGUGGAUGAAACAGGAUUUCAAGCUCAAGAUAGAGGUGGCUGUGGCUUAGAUAAAUUCAUCAGUCAAUGGAUUUACACAGAUGUGAGGGAUGGAAUUUUGUUCACAAACACUGAUAGUAUGGUAUGUUAAGAAUGCUGGUUUUUUCAUAUUUCAGAACUAGAAGUAGGGAUAAAAGCACUGGGUUAGAAACUAGAAAUAUCUGAAGAAUACCUGGGAAAUUGAUGAGAUGUGGGUUCUGCCUACUCAUUAAUCACCUGCUAAUUUUUUUUGAUGGCACAUCAAAAUAGAUACAUCUGAAGGCACAUCAAAAUAGAUACAUCUGAACUGGCCUUAUAUUAGCUGGCUGACAGCAGCAACCUAUGCACAGCUUGGAUUCUGAAAUGAGCUGUGGACACUUGUAUAUUUUGCUCUGAUGCCAGGGAGGAAAAUUCUGUAGUCUGUAGUAUGCUUUGUGUUGGUUGCUACUGUUCUCUGGCCCAGUUACAUCUAAGGCAGUACCUGAAAUUACUUUGAAACCCUGCAGGUCUGUUACAGCGUAGCUUCUCUUUGUUGCGCUUAGCUUGUAGUGAUACUUUGUGAUAGUAACUAUAGUGGGGAUUUUCUUUUGGUCUAAGAAAGAGAUAAGUGAAGGCUGCUUUGUAUGUUAAAAAUUAUUGUAUAGUUCUUACCUGUCCUUACCUGUCCUUAUUACUCAAAUUUUUCAUUCAUGUGUAUGACCAUUGCAAGCAGUAAUGUCAUAGUGAUGUGUGUAUUGUCUAUUUUAAAGUCUGAAGCAUUUGCAUCACUGUCUUUUUGUUGGUUUGUAAUGAAAGAAGAUUGGAGUUCAUGUACUUUUAGAGGGGGGAGAAAAGAAUCCAAAGUGUGAUGAUUGCAUCAUAAUGGUAAAACAGUCUUUAGGAUGUGAAUUCUGAAUAAUGAACUGAGUCAUAUUAUGGGUCCCACUUGCCACUUGUAUUUUCCAUUUUAUAGCAAUCAGUUAUUGCCUUUGGUGUUAUCAUAAGUUUAAAUGUGAAAAUUUGGUUUAGUGGCAUAAAUGGUGAGAUCUGUAAAUGGCUAAAAUCAUGUCAAUCAGUAGGCACUUAGUUCAAAGAGAUACAGUUUUCUCACUAGAGAUUGGAGUGUGAAGAGUUGAAAUAUGUAGAUAUCGUUAAGUGUUAGUGCCUAAAGAGAAUCUAAAAUUUAAUUUUGUUUGCUAAUAUGUAAACAGAACAGAAGCUUUCAGCUUGUACUUUAGGUUUAUUUUUAUAUGUUGAAAAGUGUAAUUGAAAUUAUAUUGAAAACUAAAAGCACAAAAGGGGAUUUUUUUAUGUAUGAGAAUCAUACUUUCAAUUGUUUAAUUUUAGACUUUUAAAAAAUGUCAUUGCAUGUAGUAUUUAUUUUUAUCAAGAAUGCCUUGUUUGUAACUAAGUUCUGUUGCAGGAUCUGAGCAUGUUAGUGUGUGGCUUUCUUCUGUAUUCUCUUCAAUGGACAACAACUUAAUAAACUUGUCUGACAAUAUACAGAGGCAGCUACUUUCUAGCUGGUUUGAGGAGAUGAAGCUGUUUACACAUCGAUUAUGUAUUGUUCAAAUAAAUGCCACAGUUGAGAAGCUAUCUACAAACUUCAGUUUCAGUAUUUUCUGAACACAUGAACUCUUACUAUGCAAGAGGGAAAAUUUUUUUUUAAAAAUUGUCAUGGCAGUCAAUUUUAAGAUUAUUGAGCUUAAUAGAGGAGAACAUGGACAGCAAAAGUGAGGUUUUAGCUGUUUACAUAUUCUAUUCUAGAAAGCUUCAGCUUACACUUUUUUUUUAAUUUUGUUGCAUUUUUUGUGUUCAUCUAGUGCCAAAUCUGAGAUUAGAGGGUCUUGGUGUACACAAUGUGUUCUGUACUAAUCUUUAUAAUGAAAUUAUUCUCACAUUGAAGAAGUUACAUGUGUCAUCUUUGGCCUAAAAGAUAUAUCAGCAAUGGUAAAAGAGUAAUUUCAUCUUCCUUUCACUCAGUUCUUCAUGUCACUAAUGAGGCUGUCAGUUAAGUAGCUUUCUUAGAAGAAGUUGUAGCUCUACUCCUUCCCUAGUGCAAAGAUUUAGAACUACUGCUGCACUGAUGAGUAAAUCAUGGGCAACUUAGAAAUUGCUACUUUGAAAAGCCAUCAUUUGCAUAAUAUAAUUUAAUCAAAGGAAUUGAGUGAUCCACUCCAGAAACACCAGGAGACUAAUUUAACGUUCACAAUUUAUGUAUCCUGUCAGUACAUCCUUUCUGGUAUUUUCCCUACUGAUGGGGAGCUGUGUCUCCUUUGCCACACACAAAUCACACUUAUCACUGUCUGGGUUCAGAUAUACCUGGGGAACCUGAGCACCCCAGCAGCAAAAGUAUUAUUUCCCUUCUCUAAGUUCGAUAUUUCUAGUAAUAAUGUAGGUAUUCUAAGUUUAAUUAAUAGGUAACCAAACUUGUGUUAUGUUGGUAUAGUAUAUUUUUGCAUUAAUGAAGCAACUAUGAAAUGGUACAUAUAAAGAAAUGUUAAAUGCUCUUAUGUAGUUGUUAUUUUCAUAAAUAAACAAUAUUCCAAAGUUUUAA